ACACCAUAGCUGCGGUUGGCUGUUUUAGGAGCAUGCUCAGUGGGAUUAUGACCUUCAUUUUCUGCAUUGAACAGAGAUCCUGAACGAGAGGCAUACAGAAGUGCAUUAGAAGUACCUGUAAUAUGACUAGGUUCAGUUAGUUUAUUUAAGUAACGUUUAUAUCAUACAAACUCGGUAUUCCACCCCAAGAAACAUGGUAUCUGGUCGAACGAGAAGAAAAGCUUUUUAGUACCGAUCUUUUGGGAUUCAAAAAAGAAUUUGGCUUUGCCACAGAUUUGACAUACUGACACGAGUGGAAUGAUUGAGCAUCUGAUCAGUCAUGUCAAGAAAAAUGAAUAGAGAAACCCGAACAUUUCUUAUUUUAUUCUUAACCACCGUAAGUCUCUCAGCUGUGCUGACAUCUGUAGCUUCAUCACCGGAGUUGAACCGUACGCUCGAUGGCACCGGCAUGGAGUCUGGAUCGGUUCCUGUUGUUAUGUCAAGGAUCACUCAAAUCAUAGCCAGAGAAGGAAAUAAUGUCGUCAUAGACUGUAACGUUACCGGGGACCCCUUUCCACAUUUUCAGUGGUACAACUCGAACCGUAAAUUGUUGCACAUGGAUGAAGACGGAAAAUGGUUGAUUUUAGACAGUGGAGUGCUGAAUCUCACUAGUAUCACAUUCGACGACCGUGGCAAAUACACUUGCAUGGCUGCAAACAUCCAUGGCAGUGUGAACUACACAGUGACUCUGCGAGUGGUGUUCUCCAAAGGGGACAUGGGAAUCUACUAUGUGGUGAUCUGCCUUGUAGCCUUCACCAUUGUCAUGAUUCUCAACAUCACCCGUCUGUGUAUGAUGAGCAGCCACCUGAAGAAGACCGAGAAAGCCAUCAACGAUUUCUUCCGGACCGAAGGUGCUGAGAAGCUCCAGAAGGCCUUUGAGAUCGCAAAGCAGAUUCCAAUCAUCACCUCAGCCAAGACCUUGGAACUAGCCAAGGUGACACAGUUCAAGACAAUGGAGUUCGCCCGCUACAUCGAGGAGCUCGCCCGGAGCAUCCCGCUGCCACCUCUCAUUAUGAACUGCAGGACCUUCAUGGAGGAAAUUCUGGAGGUGGUGGGCAUUGAAGACCAGCGUCACACCUUUGUCAAGCAGGCUCAGGAGGGAGAGGAGGAAGGUGGCAAGGGUGGUGGGGCGGAUGUUUACACCAUCCCUAAUGCUUUAAAACGCAGCAAUUCUCCUUCUGGGGACUCGGAUGAUGGUUCAUUGCACGAACACCCACAGCACAUCGCCAUCAAGGUGUCGGUGCACCCGUUGUCUGCGAAGGACAGCAUGUCGGCUAUAGACACACAGUCUGAGAACUGCCUACAGAUGGAAACCAUAGAAGAUGAGACAGUACCAGAAUCGGAGCCGGAACUGCCUACUGCUGUGUUAGAGCCAUCUGAGAUGGAAACAGAAACAAAUAGCCAAGUAAUUUCCAAAAGCCAUGUAUAAUAUUUGAAAUCGAUAACAAAUAUCUAUGCAUUUCCAAAAAUGUAAGGCAAAAACAGAUGGGGUUAUUCUAAAAGCCUGAGUAUGCUUUCCCUG
Polyodon spathula (Mississippi paddlefish) is the source of this 1561-nucleotide messenger RNA. RefSeq names its product microfibrillar-associated protein 3-like. The coding region runs from base 320 to 1468 and encodes 382 amino acids. The transcript is spliced from 3 exons. The record is from RefSeq and is a predicted model, not a curated record. Lineage: Eukaryota; Metazoa; Chordata; Actinopteri; Acipenseriformes; Polyodontidae.